This is a messenger RNA of Oenanthe melanoleuca, 3449 nucleotides long. RefSeq names its product F-box protein 15 (gene FBXO15). The transcript has 11 exons. NCBI's taxonomy places the organism in Eukaryota, Metazoa, Chordata, Aves, Passeriformes, Muscicapidae. Gene Ontology annotation, molecular function: protein binding. The record is from RefSeq and is a predicted model, not a curated record. Bases 81 to 1616 code for a protein of 511 amino acids.
CGGGAGGAGGCAGCGCUUGCUCCUUCCCUUCCCUCCCCGCCGGCGGUGCGAGGCCGGCGCUGUCCCGCGGCGGAGCGGCCAUGGCGACGGGCCGUGGCAGAUAUUUCUCCCUGGGGUGUAGAAGAGGGAAGAGUGAUUUAGAUGAGCAAGAAGGACUGAAAACAGGCUACACAGAUUCUGCUUGUCCAAGGUUAAGGACCUUGGCUGCCAUGCCUGGGGAAUGUUCUGAAACUGUAAAUGCUGGAAUUAAAAGUCUGUGUUUGACACCUUCCAUAAAGCCGAAACCAAAUGUGUGUAUUGAGAGCAUGCCAUCAGAAGUAUUACUGAAGAUAUUUUCCUAUUUGGAUGCUGUGUCCCUACUGGCUGUUGGUUGUGUGAAUAAGCGCUUCUAUGAGCUGGCCAAUGACAAUGGAAUUUGGCUGAAUCUCUAUUCCAGUUCUUUGCAUCCAAAAUGGACAAUUUGGAAAAUGAAGUCUAAGCAAACAGAAACUGUUUCUUUGGGCUGUGCUGCCGAACACGAUAAAAAGCCUGGGUACUGGAAGAAAGAAUACAUCUUCAAACAAACAUCUGCCUUCAAAGCUAGAGUAAUGCGGCUUGUUAAAUUUCUAGAUCCUUAUACAGGUCUUCCAUCUAAAAACAAAGAAGCUAUGAAAGUCUCUGGCUUGUGUUGGAUAAUUGUUCUAAAGGACAAAAAUGGAAAAGAGCAUGUAGUAGAGAAGCCAAACCUAUCAUUUAAGGACACAUCUGUGACCAUACUUUGGUAUGGUACAGACUGGCCGUGCUUAGACAUCCUGUCAACCCUAAAACUGUUUGGAGUUACACCUUUGCUUCCUGACCAAAGCAGACCUCCCAACAAGAAUGGGCCUCGUCGAUUUUCCUUGAUUGCUGAAUAUCAUCUUGCUUACCUGACUGAAAGUAGCGUAGCAGUUGGUGCUGAUGAGUUUGUCCAGCUCUUCAGUCUGAGUCCAGGACUAUUAGUAGGAAUUUGGAAGGAGAAAAAUGAAAUUGCUUUUGUUAUGGCGAAUCUUCAUUAUAAUCAACUUCUUGAGAGAAGCAUUUUGGGUUCUGCUACUGUUCAAUAUGUUCCUCCACCUAAUAAACCUUUACUGGAUGAUAUUGACUCAGAAUAUGGACUGCAUGACUACACCCUGCAUCUUGAUCUGCAUGGCAGGAACUGCAUGUACCUGUGUGGAUCAUUCAAGUACCUCUUCUGCAGAAAACGUGACAUUGAAAAUGGAUACCUGAAGCUCACAGUUGUAAACUUACAGGAUAAUAGAAAACACUUGCCUAUUAUUGGGACACUUGGCAUAUGCUGGGAAACAGAUGUGUUUAAAGGCAAUGUAAAGGACUGCUUUGUGAUGGAUCUGACUCUCUUGGAUGAAACUGGAAAGCCCUUCUGGUGUUUUAGUGCUCCAGUCCGCAUGGAAUUGUCUACCAAGUCAUCUGGCCUUUAUGACUACAUGGGCCAUAUCUAUACUGCAGACUAUUCAGAUGCAGAGGGUAAAGUCUGUCUUGAGUUUGUUUGGUUGGAAGAAACCAAGGAGUAUAUUGUAGUCAGUUUGGUGCUUUAUGUAAGCACUAAGAAGGUAAAUAUCUGGUAUGGAACAAACUACUGACUUAAUUAGGUCACUAAUUUCCUUGCUUUAAAAACCAAGCAAACAACCCGCCCACAACAAACACAAUAAACCUCUUAUGCUUAAGAUUGACACCAACAAGCAAGACUAUUCUGCAAGUUUUCCAGUAACAAGUGCAAUUGCCUAAUUUUUUUAAUAGGCGCUUGAGGAAUUGAAGAGACGUUGAUAAAAGUAAGAUGUUUUCUUCUCUGUUGAAUAUUACAGAGUCACACUGUUUCUCACUGGCUAUAUUGAAUUUAUUUUAGGAAUAUUUUUCUUUAUAGAGACUUGUUACUAUGGUUAAGGAAUUGCUUCUUUUGAGAGCCAUACUGUGAAGAUGCCUUACCUUACAUAAGCUACACUGGUUUUGAGAAAAUUAACUUUUAUGUUUAGUAAUAAAACAGCAUGUGUGCUGUUCCCUCCAGGUUUGUUGGGAGUGCUAUUGGUAAAGGACAGGUUUAGUUAAAUGCUUUUCCCAGAAAAACUUCACUUAAAUAUAUUUUAGUAAAAGAUUGAAAGGUAGAUGGGAAGUCCAGGUCUGAAAAAUGUCAGUCAAGGCAUUUAUUACAAAAGUAAUGUGUAAAAUCCGUUUGACAUUCUUUAAAUUCCUGUUUGUUCUGUUUUCCCAUGUUCUAACCUUGUCUGAUUUGAGCCUAGAUACUUGCCUCACAUAUUGACCUAGGUAUAAGUGUCACAGUUACCACCCAGCCUGAGCUGAUGUCUAUUCUUACUGAAUGCUUGUAACAUUCAGUUGUUUCAAAAACAAUGCAUAUCUGAUAGUGUUUAUCUAACAAUAUGAAUCCGUAUAACAAUUUAAUAUAUGUGCCUGAUCUUUCCAGCUCCUGGUGUAACUUUAGAAGUUUCUGCUUCCUGUAUAAAAAAAAUUAAAAUAAUUACAUGAUAUUGUGAGUCCAGUGUCAUUACCUAGCAAGGACAAUUAUGUGGUUGACUGCUCUGACUUUAUUUUGGUGUUUUCCUUAAAAUAAAAUCUCUAUUUACAUACAUUACUUGAUUUGUGCCAACAAUAUUCGUAUGUAAGCACUUGUCUUCUAUGCUACAGAGGUAAAUAGAUAUUACAUCCAGAGAGUUGUUUCUUAAUUUAACUUUCAAAGACAAUAAGGUGAGGCAGAUACAGUUCUAGUUCACCUUGUUAACCUUACCUAAAGAAGCAGCAGAGAUGUUUCUGCAUUUGGUCGUUUGCUAACCUAACAAGAACGAUCAGCUGCAUUUUGUCGUCUUUCUUACUGACUGCUGGUGGGCACAGGGAUCCAUUGAAGUGAUAUAAACAUGUUAACAUGUGGGCUGGGUGUGAUGAAUGCCAGAACAGACACUGAAAGUGAUCUGCACAGACAAGUGGCCAGUGUAGAUUUUUGGUUUUGCCCAAAUUUAGUCUUUGGGAUACUAGCUUUAGCAAGGAAAUGGUAGCUCAGUCCCAAUGUCUUUGGCCUUACUGCUAAGCUUGUAAACAAACAUGUAGAAAUGUUCUGGCUACGUUGUUCCUUUGAAAUGUGCGAGAAUCUUCUCUUCCCUGCUAUGAAGCUACCAAAGGCAAUGGGCACCCAGCAGCCAUCAAAUGAUGAAAGGUCUGUCACUGUCCAUUCUAGCUGAUUUUUUAUUGUAUUUCCAACAUUUCUGAAUUUAGGGUUUUUAAAAUAAAAGUAAAGUAUUUCCUUUCAUAAGUGACUUCAAUUUGUAAAGUAUUUGAUUAUUUUAUACAAUUGAAUGUUUUGUAGAAAAUUUUGGCAUCACUGUUGGAGGUGAAACACGAGUAUGCUGUCCCUACCCCUGACAGGCUAAUCUAGUAGCCUGAAAGUUUCCUAACUGAAUUGAUUAGGA